GUCGGAAUUGCGAAUUUAGGGUUCUAAUCCCUGGCUCUCAAUUUAUUUAUUUUCGCUUUCCUUCCCUCAAGCUCCCGUUGGUAUUUAAACACUAAUGCCUUCGCGCAGGAUAUACGACAUUCCUUUCCCUUCCUUCUCCCUCGUGAUGAACCAGUCUUCGACAAGCAACAUGAGGUUGCCCAGCUACAGAACUUCUCACUUACUUCGCUUCCACCCUUACCCGAGGGUAAAGUUAAGCCAACGUGAGAGCCUGAUGAACACUGUAGAUGAUCGCCUCGGCAAUCGGUAUGACGUUGUUGAAGAGGACGACAAUGCUAGACCUGUGAUUCUCGACCUCUCCGACCUCCAUGAGGAGCAGCAUCCUAAUGUUGAGAAUCUGCAGGAAGUCGUUGAAGUCGCCGAAGUCGCCGACGCCGGCGCCAAACCUCGCAUCAGACGCCUCAGCUUGACCACUUUGAUCAUCGACCUUGCAGUGCUGGUGGUCAGAAAGCUGGCUUUCAAAGCCAGGUAGUUCGCCAUAGCCACACAGGCGCCAGUAUUCAAUACUGAGAAAACCAUGGUGAUCCUUAACAAGCUGGUACCAGUCUACUAAUUCCGGUUAUGCUG
Suillus fuscotomentosus is the source of this 606-nucleotide messenger RNA. RefSeq lists its product as uncharacterized. The record is from RefSeq and is a predicted model, not a curated record. The coding region runs from base 95 to 511 and encodes 138 amino acids. Lineage: Eukaryota; Fungi; Basidiomycota; Agaricomycetes; Boletales; Suillaceae. The transcript has 4 exons.